AUGAGACCAAUUCUUUUACAAGCUCACGAACGUUCUUUAACUAAAAUUCGAUACAAUCGCGAAGGUGAUUUAUUAUUUUCAUCUGGAAAAGAUAAAAUUCCUUGCGUAUGGUAUUCAAUAAAUGGUGAACGUUUGGGUACAUACAAUGGACACAAUGGAACAGUGUGGACAAUAGAUGUUAAUUGGGAUACAACUGCAUUUGUAUCAGCAUCUGCCGACAGUACUGUUCGCGUUUGGGAUGUUCAAACAGGACGUGAAAGAAAUUCCUAUACACUUGAAGCACCAGCUCGAUGUUGUGCAUUCAGUUACGAUGGCAAUAGCAUCUUAUACACAAACGAUGACGUUAUGGGCAAAUCUUGUGAAAUGUAUUUGGCAGAUAUUCGAAUGAGACCUGCUGAAGGCCCAUCAGUUCGUAUAAAUAUCUCACAAUUAGGACAUCGCAAAGUAACAAGUGUACUGUGGGGUACAUUAGAUCAAUUUAUUAUAACUGGUCAUGAUAACGGUGAAUUAGUACAAUGGGAUAUCAAAACGCAAGAAGAUGUACGUAAAGAAAAGCCUCACGCAGCACAAAUCAUGGACUUACAAACAAAUCGUGAUUUAACAUUUUUUAUUUCAUCAUCUAAAGAUUGCACAGCUAAACUUUUUGAUGUCGAAACAUUGGACUAUUUGAAAACAUAUACUACCGAUCGCCCAGUAAACUCAGCUGCUAUGUCACCAAUUAAAGAUCAUGUAGUACUUGGUGGCGGUCAAGAAGCUAUUGAGGUCACACAAAGUGCAGCUACAACAGGAAAAUUCGAAGCUCGAUUCUUUCAUCUAAUAUUUGAAGAAGAAUUUGCUCGAGUUAAAGGCCAUUUUGGACCGAUUAAUACUCUUGCUUUUCAUCCGGAUGGCAAAAGCUAUGCAAGUGGUGGUGAAGAUGGUUUUGUGCGCAUACAUCAUUUUGAUAAUGAUUAUCUUGAUUAUGAUUUCUAA
Molecule: messenger RNA, 972 nt
Organism: Rotaria socialis
Lineage: Eukaryota; Metazoa; Rotifera; Eurotatoria; Philodinida; Philodinidae
Source: the annotation of a GenBank genome assembly